AUGAAUAAUUUAUUUAACUUACCGUUUGCCUUUUCUAUCAAUCCGGCAUCUGUAAAACAUUUACUUUUACAUCGUAAAAAUGUUCAUAAUCAUGGCGAAGAUAAAUGGACUGAAAAAGCUAUUAGAGGUUUGAUUAAACGUUUGACAAAAACGUCGAUGGUUGACGAUUUAGAAAUAGCUUUAGAUACAAAAAGCUCACAAACAAGAUGUGUUACCAUACCAAGAAAUACUCAAGGAAAACUAUUGCAAGCAAACACAUUACCCACUACCAAUAAACACUUUCCAGAUGCGACACCCGUGGUGGCAUUUUGUCGUAUAUGGCGUUGGCCAGAUUUAAAUACUCAUUUAGAAUUGAAACCAUGUGAAACUUGUGCAUACGCUUUUCAAGGAGAUCAUGAUUUGAUUUGUGUUAAUCCCUAUCACUAUGAGCGAAUUUGUACACCCAUUUUGCCCCCUGUUUAUGUACCUGUCUCUGAUCGUGCCGUAUUUGAUUCCAAUUCAGUAUCACUCCCGAAUGAUACAAAUUAUAUGCCUCAACCAGAUUCAACUGUUAGCAUGGAUUCCACAUCUCCUAUGAAUCAGUUAAAUAGUCCAUUGAAUUUACAAGAUAAUUAUGAAGCCAUGACUCCAACACAAGCUUCAGUUGCAGCAGCACAACAACAAACUCAAACUUAUGGAACAGGUACCAAUAUUUUCGAAACAGACGGUGAAGUAUUUCAAGCAUCGUUGAAUUCGUUCGUUGUCGAUGGCUAUUGUGAUCCAAAUGCAUCGGAUCGAUUUUGUCUUGGAUCGUUGACAAAUGUUAAUCGAACAAAUGAAAUUGAAGCUUGUCGACGAAUGAUUGGUACUGGUGCGAGACUCUAUUACAUCGGCGGUGAAGUAUUUGCCGAAUGUUUAUCCGAUACACCCAUAUUUGUACAAAGUCCAAGUUGUAAUCAACGUUAUGGAUGGCAUCCAGCUACAGUUUGUAAAAUUCCACCAGGUUGCAAUUUGAAAAUAUUCAACAAUAGUGAAUUUGCUCAAUUAUUAAGUCAAAGUGUUUCACUAGGUUUUGAACAUGUUUAUCAAUUGACACGAAUAUGCUCAAUUAGAAUGAGUUUUGUUAAAGGAUGGGGGGAAGAAUAUAGACGUCGUACCAUAAUGAGUACACCAUGUUGGAUUGAAAUUCAUUUGAAUGGCCCUUUACAAUGGCUCGAUCGUGUUUUACAAUCGUUAAGUCCACCUGGUCCUACAUCGAGCAAAUAG
This is a messenger RNA of Didymodactylos carnosus, 1245 nucleotides long. NCBI's taxonomy places the organism in Eukaryota, Metazoa, Rotifera, Eurotatoria, Philodinida, Philodinidae. The record is from the annotation of a GenBank genome assembly.